This is a messenger RNA of Bufo bufo (common toad), 2750 nucleotides long. It is a transcript of the gene TAPT1, whose product is annotated as transmembrane anterior posterior transformation 1. Gene Ontology annotation, biological process: positive regulation of cilium assembly; maintenance of protein localization in endoplasmic reticulum. NCBI's taxonomy places the organism in Eukaryota, Metazoa, Chordata, Amphibia, Anura, Bufonidae. The transcript is spliced from 14 exons. Bases 1 to 1659 code for a protein of 552 amino acids. Gene Ontology annotation, cellular component: ciliary basal body; endoplasmic reticulum membrane. The record is from RefSeq and is a predicted model, not a curated record.
AUGGCGGACGCGGCGGCUGUCAGCGGAGAAGACAAGGAGGAGGAUGGAGGGCGAAAGACGGCGAGCAGCACCGCGGGCCCGGCGGAGACCCUGGGCUUCUAUGAGCCGAGCGGCGGCAGCAGCAGCAGCAGGCGGCCGGAGGGGAAGAAGCGCAACCUGUCAGAUCUCUCGUUAUUUAGGUUCCUUAGUGCAGAACUCACCCGGGGUUAUUUCCUGGAACAUAAUGAAGCAAAGUACAAGGAAAGGCGAGAGAGGGUAUAUACCUGCCUACGAAUACCCUGGGAGCUGGAGAAGCUGAUGUUCUUCGGGUUUUUCCUCUGCCUGGACGCCUUCCUCUAUGUCUUUACUCUUCUCCCAUUGAGGGUUCUUCUGGCCUUCAUCAGGCUUAUUACUCUGCCAUGCUGUGGGUUAAGCGGCGGUCGUAUUCUGCAGCCUGCGCAGGUCUGUGACAUGAUGAAGGGGGUGAUACUAGUCAUAUGCUAUUUUAUGAUGCACUAUGUGGACUACUCCAUGAUGUACCACCUGAUCCGAGGACAGUCCGUCAUCAAGCUUUACAUUAUCUAUAACAUGCUGGAGGUCGCAGAUCGUCUGUUUUCCUCCUUUGGACAAGACAUUUUGGAUGCUUUGUACUGGACAGCUACAGAACCCAAGGAGCGGAAAAGAGCCCACCUGGGUGUCAUCCCUCACUUCUUCAUGGCCGUCUUGUAUGUCUUCUUACAUGCCAUCCUUAUAUUGGUGCAAGCGACCACCUUGAAUGUUGCCUUCAACUCCCACAACAAGUCCCUUCUCACCAUCAUGAUGUCUAAUAAUUUUGUUGAAAUAAAAGGGAGCGUAUUCAAGAAGUUUGAGAAGAACAAUCUGUUCCAAAUGUCUAACAGCGAUAUCAAAGAGCGCUUCACCAAUUAUGUGCUACUACUGAUCGUAUGCUUGAGGAACAUGGAGCAGUUCUCCUGGAAUCCAGAUCACCUGUGGGUCUUAUUCCCGGACGUGUGCAUGGUCAUUGCUUCUGAGAUUGCAGUGGACGGCGUGAAGCACGCCUUCAUAACCAAAUUCAAUGACAUCACUGCAGAUGUGUACAGUGAAUACAGAGCCAGCCUUGCCUUUGAACUUGUGAGCAGCCGUCAAAAAAAUGCUUACACUGACUACAGCGACUCUGUCUCCCGGCGGAUGGGAUUCAUUCCUCUCCCGCUUGCCGUGCUUCUGAUCAGAGUGGUGACCAGUUCAGUGAAGGUGCAGGGAGUCCUGGCCUACGCCUGCGUUGUGCUCUUCUACUUUGGGCUGAUAACACUGAAGGUUCUUAAUAGCAUUAUACUGCUUGGAAAGUCCUGUCAGUAUGUCAAAGAUGCCAAAAUGGAGGAGAAGUUAUUUCAGCCACCACCCACAUGUACUCCAGGGAAAACGCAGAAGAAAGCCUCGGCCAAAUCAAAUCGAGGAACUCCUACAGAUGACCAUUUUAGCGAUUCAGUCACCAGCCAGCCUGCCCGCCAGAAUUCCACCGCUCCACUUCUUGUUGAAAGCAGCUCCGACCAGUUCCUGACCACCCCAGACGGAGAGGAGAAGGACAUUACACAGGCCAACCCAGAGCUCAAACACCGGUCAUCUAACAAGGAUCUGCUGGACAUUGACCGCUUCACUAUCUGCGGGAACAGAAUUGACUAGUCCGACGUCUGGAAGAGAAGAACUCGCACUUAAAUAUUUAUUUUUCUUUAAGUUAUUUCCACAGGUAAAGUCUAUUCCCCUUUCACUGGAAACCUGCUCUGGCGCAGGCUCAUGGAGGUGAUAUAGCGUUCCUAUGGACUAGAAAUUGGAAGGACUCUGCUUGGCAAAAGCUGAGCUCUGUACAUGAUCCUGGAUUUUUUAGUUUAGAAAACAUUGGACAGUCUUGAGACAAAAUUCUCCUCCCUCAUUGCCACUUAUCGUCAUACAGGUUAGUUCACUAGGCCAAGAUCAAAUGCCUUAAAUUUUUCAGGGUGGAAACAAAUUCCUUCACCCCUGUGUCAUAAGGUUACUUGGAGCCCUCCGACCUGCUCACAUGUAUGUAGAUUAUGUUUGGAUUUUAGAAGCCUUCACAUAGAAGCCUUUUUCUUUUUUUGUACAUAGCUAUAAAUAGAUAGUUAUUUUCCAGAAUUAAAGCAGAAUAAUGUAUUUUAACAGGUACUAUUAAACCAACAAAUCUCACCCUUGGAGAUGCAUCUCUCAUAGACAGCCUAAAGGGGUGUGGGCAAGAUGUGAUGGGAACAGACCAGGUUUGUGUCUGACAUGGGAUGUAGUCACGUCGCUCUUCCUUUUUAUUUUUUUAAUAUAAUUUUAAUACACCAGGUAAGUUGCCCUUUUUGCUAUGGCUGUGAUGUACAGUGCUGCAUGCAAAGAACCUUUUAUUGACCAUCUGAACUGCAAAAAAGAAAAAAAAAAUCAUCAUGGGAAAACUAUGUAUGUUAUAUUGUGAAUCUAAACGUUGACUGCAAAAUGUUCACCCAUCGAGGAUGUUGGUGUCGUCUGUGAAGUCAAACCGCAGGGCUCAGUAGGCUGAAUGUGCAGGCAAUGAGGGGUUAAUAAGUCAUGUCACCAGCACAUGUGUUGGGGCCAUUUGCAAGUUGAAGUUCUGAGGAGCCAUAUUUUUCAUCACUAGCACUGCCUCUGUGAUUUCUAUGUGUAUGGAUCCUGUAUACAAAAUGGCUGCAGAUGACAGGGUUACUUUAAAGGGGUUGUCCCACAACGAAUAUUGUACAUGGUUGUAUCCAGCCCAUAAU